UGGUGGGGGGUGGGUUUGCAGCAAGACACAGGGGCUGGAGUUGUUGUUGUGUGAUGAUUGAACAAACAUAAGCCCAACACGGACUGCCUAUCGAGAACAUUUUUGAUUUUAUGAAUUUUUAAGCUCUCUCAAAUGUGUUUUUUCAGAGUUAUGCAAUUUCCAGCUCCUACUGGCAAAUAUUGGGAGCCAGGGUUCAGUGUUUGAACAACCCUUUUAAUUUUGUUUUAACUUUCUAAAACAGUGGAUAGUAGGCAGACUACAAAGGAAUUAUGGUAAAUACCCCGCCUUCCCCUGCACCAGCAUUUUUCCGGAUCAGUGACCGGGACCUGACUGAAGUUGAACUACAUUCCGUAGACUCUAUCAAUGACUUGCACCGCACCCACUCACAGCAACUCCAUAAAGGCAGCAGACAGCUCCACCCCCAGGGUCCCCCCACUAAUGGCAACCUUCAAGUCUACAACAUGCCGGUCAUUUGUCAGACAGGGUAUCCAAGGAGACGAAGGUGGUACAAAUGGCUCUGUCGUUGCUGCAAAUCCACAGCGUGUCGAUACACAUGGGGGUGUGUGGUAGUCAGCCUGAUGUUGAUGACACUUUUUGUGAUCUUCUUUUUCUUAAUCCAGCAGGACAGUGCUCUGAGAAUGCUUUCCCAGGUGGUGCAGGACAGGCAAGCCACGUCCCUAGAGAUUUCCCAGCUUAUUCAGGAGUUGCAGGAGCUGCGAAGAAACCUGACGGCCAUCAAAGGGAAUCAGGAACGUUAACGGAGAUUCUCAGAGUACUCCUGGGGGGCCCAGAAACUGGAACUGUUUCUAUUGACUCACACUGAAACACUCAACACUGCCAUAGUACAUAUUAUUCUUUGCAGAUUGUACUUUAAUCAUUUCAUUCAAAGCACAUAUUCAGAGCACCUUUUUGGUAAACUGAACCUGGUACCAGAUUGUGAAAGAAACUGUUUUAAAAAGCACUAAAACUGUCAUUUAUACCAAACAGUA
Anguilla anguilla (European eel) is the source of this 989-nucleotide messenger RNA. RefSeq lists its product as uncharacterized. NCBI's taxonomy places the organism in Eukaryota, Metazoa, Chordata, Actinopteri, Anguilliformes, Anguillidae. The record is from RefSeq and is a predicted model, not a curated record. The coding region runs from base 270 to 758 and encodes 162 amino acids. The transcript has 4 exons.